GCUUUGGAUUCGUCACGAUUGAAGAAAGCGGAGAAAUCAAUCCUCUGCUUUCUUCCGAAGAGGAAAUCAUUAAUGUCUUUUUCGAGGUUUUAAACUCUCGGUAAUGGAGUUAGAUCCUCGACAGUACGAGCACAUUGCUAAUAAUGACAAUGAUGUCCGCAAUAUUGUCUUAUCAUAUCUUGUACAUAAUUGCUUCAAAGAGACUGCAGAAUCGUUCAUUUCUUGCACUGGGAUGAAACUUCCUGCUGAUUAUCCUGUUGACAUGGACAAAAGAAAACCAAUUGUCCAUUUUGCAUUGGAGGGAAAUGCUCUCAAGGCCAUUGAAUUGACAGAACAGCUGGCACACAACUUACUUGAGGAAAACAAGGGCCUUCAUUUUGAUCUAUUGAGCCUUCAUUUUGUUCAGCUUGUUUGCUCCAGAAAAUGCACAGAAGCUCUGGAAUUUGCUCAGACCAAGUUGACACCAUUUGGGAAGGUUCACAAAUAUGUCGAGAAACUGGAGGACUUCAUGACUUUGCUAGCUUAUGAGGAGCCAGAAAAAUCACCAAUGUUUCAUCUGCUUAGUUUGGAUUACCGGCAGCAUGUUGCAGAUAAUCUAAAUAGAGCAAUUCUGGCGCAUGCUAACUUGCCUAGCUAUUCUGCAAUGGAAAGGUUGAUACAACAAACCACAGUGGUCAGGCAAUACUUGCAUCAAGAGCUUGGAAAGGCAAACAAUGGGACAUAUUGCGUUUACAUCAGAUCGUUUGGUGUAAUAUUUUGGUCACGGGUGCAGUAUAAUCUUUGAAGUGUGCUCAUAUUUAAAGAUUUAACUGCGCAGGACUCAUGUAUCCAGUCUUUGGCAUUUUGGUGAGAUGUGCCUUUCUCAUUAAGAGGCUAGAAUGAAAAUGGGGUUGGUAUCGGAGUGAGAAGUUGCCUAUUUAUGGGAUGUUGGUCUUGCUGAUUUGAGGGUGUGGCAGGUAUCUGUUUGCAUGUUGUUGGUUGAAGAGUGAGCUUUUCCAUUUUAUUUUUGGUGGUUGAUUCACCAUUACUGGUAGACAUGAGAUGAUGAGAACAAUAGGAACCUCAAUCUU
Molecule: messenger RNA, 1070 nt
Organism: Telopea speciosissima
Lineage: Eukaryota; Viridiplantae; Streptophyta; Magnoliopsida; Proteales; Proteaceae
Product: glucose-induced degradation protein 8 homolog
Exons: 7
Coding region: 104-784 (226 amino acids)
Biological process (GO): cell surface receptor signaling pathway; cytoskeleton organization
Cellular component (GO): cytoplasm
Molecular function (GO): protein binding
Source: RefSeq, a predicted model, not a curated record